AUGAGUGAAAUCUAAGUCAUGCCACAUGUCAAGUUCAAGGUGUGUUAAGUUAAGCAAAGUUCUGUAUUUAUGUUAUGUCUCUGUGACAUAGUUCCCUAUCUCUUGUUCCCUCCAUAGUUCACAAGUUCUCUGGCUCUACUGCCCCUAGCUCCACACCACAGCUUCUCCCACAGCCCCUGGUUUAUCAAUGUCAUUCCAUGCAAAGCAAUGAAGGGUGUUUACUUAAAAAUCACUUUCGGAUUUAUUUUAUUUUUUCCAGUCAUUGAAAGGUUUUGCCUGCCACCAGAUGCAGAAGUUAUAUACAAAGAUUCAACAGGGACUGAAGUUGAUGGAGACAUUUUCAGUGAUGUAGUAAAACAAGGCAAUGUGGUGUUGACUGUUUUUUCAAAUGAUGACGCGUUGUCAGACAUGACUCAGACAUCUGAAUCAAGUUACAGCUCAGGUGCCUCAACUGUAAUCCUAGAUGAGAUCCUGAACAAACGACAAAGAUUUGACACAACGUCUGAUGCGAUGUUUGCAAAACAGUUGGUUGAGGGUGUGCUAAAGUCUAAGUCUGGUGGUGAAGAGGUACUACAGCAGUAUCAAGCAAAGGAAACCCUUAAAGAUCCCACAAGAAGACAAAUGGUUAACAUACUGGUGGCUCACAUGAUCGAUACACAUGGCAACCUUCCUACUAAAGCUAUCCGAGAACAGUAUGCUCUUGGGAUAGUAACGCUGUUUCCUUCCCUCAAGGAUCCAUAUUCCAAAAAAGGCUAUGAACACUUCUACGAUGCCACAAGUAACACAGGAUACAUCGCCUGGCGUCUAAAAACAGUCCAGAGGAAGUCUCGUCAAAGCUCUACUUUGCCACCAAACAGUUCUGAGAAAGUCCUCUAUAGUUCUAAAGGAGGCUACUUUAUGGAACUCAAUGACCAGCAGGACCCUUCAGGGGACAGCACAAAGUGA
Molecule: messenger RNA, 945 nt
Organism: Monopterus albus (swamp eel)
Lineage: Eukaryota; Metazoa; Chordata; Actinopteri; Synbranchiformes; Synbranchidae
Exons: 6
Coding region: 208-945 (245 amino acids)
Source: RefSeq, a predicted model, not a curated record